AUGUCUACUUCUUCACACUGCUCCUUAGAAUCGAGUAAUUCUGAAGCACUUUUAACUGCUCAUCCCGAGCCAGUCAAGGAUGAAGAAGGCACUACUUUUUUCUUGCUAGACGUCAAUGACGAACCACAAGAAACCACCAAAUCAAAGCGCCAUCGACACAAACGAAAAGAUAGUGACGGCAAAAGCAUAUCGAGCCAAUCGUCUAAAAGCAGUACAGAUUCAUCCAGCUCAAGUGUAUCAGCACAAGUUGUGAUUGAUCAUGGCAGCUCCAUGCCUCGUCGCAUGGAGAAAAAUGGGGUUGCACACUUGUUAAGAUCAGGAGACGAUGAGUCAGAAAGUGAUUAUGCAUUUUGCUAUACGCCUGUUCGACGUGAAUCAGAUACUGAGUCUAUCUCUACCCAACAACAACAACAGCGACGAAAGUUGUUUUCGUUACACGCAGAUCAGGGCUCAUCACUGAUGAUUCCCUCACCCAACAUUCACCCUGAAAGCGACUUAUCUACACCUGAAAAUGAUGCUGAUGAGGAAGGGGAAAAUGAGCAAACGAGCAUGCACCUGAACAGUGUGAAUCCGACCGAUAACCUUGAUUCAACCAAAAAUACACCCAAUCGUCAUAACAUAGCCAAAAGACGCAGACACCAUCAUCGUAGACACCACAGAAGACCAUUAGAUGGCAAGAAAGACAUGCUCACUGACAGUAAAGCAAUGGUCACAGUAUAUACAGAGGAAGAUGAUGAUUUAGUAGAUGAAAUGCCAAGAGGAGAUCGCGAACGUAUGCUUAGACACAAUGAGAGAAGUUACCGUGGCUAUAGAAGAAGGUCUGUACCUCGCAGAUUGCAUAAGCGAACACAGCGUGUAUUACAGACAAAUCUACAGUCACAUUCAUGGAGUAGAAGAGAAAGUCUGCAGUCAAACAGACAUCCAGGAUUAUCCAGUGAAGAAGCCUUAAGUAAACUGUUGUAUUUAGCAAACAGCAUUAUUGAUGAAGAAAGGGCUCGCGUUGAUAAGAACAUUGAUAUUCGUCAUGUAUUGUUCAAUCCUGCUAUGUUCUUGACUGCAUUUAUUGGACUCAGUUUGUUGGUAUUCUAUAUCGUUGGUUAUUUGAAGAGUGAGCCAUACCAAUAUCGCAUUACCGGACUAUUAGUAGAAGCUAUCUUACUGCUUGUUAUUUCAGCCUGGAAUGUCUAUGUGUUCUAUAGAGAACAGAUUUUGACAUGCAGAGAAAUGACAGACAGGGCAUCCACUAUCAUUGGUGCUUUGGAAAGAAGUGGCAUGAAUAUGGUUCAAGACACAAAAAUCCCUUUUAUACCCUCCAUGUCUGUAGCUAAAGUAGUUCGUGAUGGUGUUGUACGUAUUUUUCCAGUGAAUUUGCUGGUAGGAGGUGAUAUUGUUGAAAUGUUAUAUGGUGAUAUUGCUCCUGGACGUAUGAAAUACAUGCACAAGACAAUUCAUUCAGAUGAAGAUGACUCAGUCAAGAGGCAAGAAGAUAGCAGUGAUAGUAGCUCAAGUAACAGUGAACCACCUUUAAAUACAAAAGAGUACUACAUUGCUAAAGAUCAAGCCUUUAAGCCUUCUUUCUUUGGCAUACCACCACCCUCUGGGCUUAUGGAAGAAUACAUGCGAUCUCGUGGCCGACAUCAGUUUAUUUUGUUAGAAUCCCCCUUAGAAAAGAAUAUGAGACGAGCAUUGAACCAAAAGAGACCCAAUACUGUAAUUCAAAAUGAGGCAUUAGUGAUCAACCGUAUACUGUAUCGUUAUAUUAUCUGGAUUGUGCUGGGUGUAUCUUUCUUGAUUAAUUUCCUGCGCUUUGGUCUUCAUAGCACACUUAUUCAUCAUUUUCCUGUUGAUCAACUAGUGGAAGAAGUGUUCACCAUGUCACUUUAUGCUAUUAUUCCUCUUUUGCCUUUAAGCAUACCAACCAUGUGGAUUAUUGCUCGUAGCUUUGGUAAUGCUCAGCUACUUAUCUUGUUUGAAGCACUUCAGAUAUCCAAAACAGAAUAUGAAGAUGAUGAUGAAGUAGACGAAUUUGAUGCAGAAGCACCACCACCUACAAAAGAUUUGGAGUUAAGUCCAAACGCUGUUUGGGACAGGUUCUUGUCUUUGCUAACAAAAUGGGAUCGACUAUCACUUACAAGGUCAACUAAUCUAUUGGAAUCACUUGGAAGUACUACAGUCAUUUGCUGUUUAGAUAGAGAAGGCACCAUUGCCAACCCUUUUCCCACUGUAGAGCAGCUUAUGUUUCCUAACAAUGAAGAAGACAUUACUUUUCUGGAUGUUGAAGAGGAUUCUGAUCAAGAAACAGGCCUCAAAUUUGAGGAUCAGGAUUGGGAACAGUAUUUACCAUGUUUAAAGCCUUUAGGGCUGAACUUUAUGCUGAAUACAAACUGUGGUGUUGUCCAAAGCCGUAAAAGAUCAGAAUAUCAUAGAAGACGUUCCAAGUUGCAUGUGUACGGUAAAACCGCUCCUGCUAGACAGUCUUGUCUUUGUAAGUUAGGAAAGUGCAUUGGUUUUAGAGAAGAAGCUCUUCAAUCAUUCGCUUUAAGAGCUGAAAUAUAUACAUUUGCACCUUACCAUGAAAUCUUGAACACGCCUCGCUUCAAGUACAGCAAAUACUAUCAAUUUGAAGUGCCCAAUGCACUCUCUACUGUUUUUGAAGAAAGAGCCUCAAGAAGCUAUCAACUUUUAACAGAUGGACACCCUUCGCUUGUCCUUGACAAGUGUUCUGAUUACUGGGAUGGUAACUCACUUCAGACCAUGAGUGAAACAAUGGAAAAGAAAAUCAAUGAUUUCUUUCAGAAUGCAAUUGUCCAUGAUAUGCAAUGCAUUGCUUAUGCAUAUCGUCCAAUCAACACAGUCAAUGAUGACCGUAUUCCCUUCCUAAAUCCUUCUGAUGAUGAAGAUGAAGACCCCGGCUGUGCCUUUGUUGUCUUACCUUAUAAACCACCUAGUUCAGAUAGUAGUUCGUCUGAAAGCAGUAGCGAAUCUUCUUCAGAAUCUCCUUCUUUACCUUCUGUUCGAAAAGAGAAAAAAAAAUGGACACACGACAAGCACACAUCAUCCAGUAACAGCAACGACAGCAGCAAUAGUUCUUCUUCUUCAGAAACUGGUUCAAGUGACUAUUCAUUUGAAGAAGAUGAUCCUGUGGACGAACAAGAAGAAGCUACUUUUUAUAAAGAAGUUGUUAAAGGACAAAUCUUUCUUGGUAUGACAGCUAUGUGUCAUCAACCAAAACAGAAUGUAGUUGAUUUCAUUGAAGAUUUGGGACUUGCUGGUAUACGUUUUGUUUAUUUUUCACCUACAGCUGAAAGAGAAUCCAAAGCUUUUGCAGAGCGUCUUGGACUAGAAACAGACUGGAACAGCUGCAUCUUGUUAUCUAACCCUGAUGACGAGAAUAAUGGAAACGGAUACCUUCAAACGCAUGACAUCAAAGCGCAACUUCCUCGAGGUAUUGAUGAAAUUCGUCCUCAUUUAGAAGAUGUGGAUGAUAUUCCUCUCCAUGUCUCCUUGUUUGCAGAAUGUACUCCUCGCGCCAUUAAAGAAAUGAUUCGCAUCUUUCAGGAAAAUGGUGAAGUUGUCUGUAGUAUUGGAAAUGCUCUGAAUACAAAGAAUACAGAAUCUUUUGCACUGUCUGAUGUAGGCAUUGCUAUGGAACCUAUGCAUACACGGGCUCAAAGCAAAGGUAGGCUAUCGACGAAUGAUCGUCAGCCUCCUUUGGCAGUGGGAGCAUCUUUAUGUAGUUUACCAUGUGGACUGUUUAUGCAAUACGAAACCAGUCUUUAUGCUGUAACACAGUUGAUUCGUGAUGCCCGACGAUUGCUUACCUGUGUCCGUAUGGCAUUUGCGUUUUAUGCAGCAAGUUGCAUGUCAGUAUCUUUUAUUUUUAUUAUCAGCUUCUGUUUGCUUUUACCGCCCAUUCUUUCUGGAUAUCAAGUUUUAUGGUUGUUAUGUAUUAUUUUGCCUAUUUUAUCAAUGUCGAUGCUUUUUACGCCACAUGAAGACGGCAUUAUGUUGUUGAUGCCAGGAAAAAACAUUGAACAUCUCACUGAUUUUUGGAGAUUCAUGACUUACUUUGUUCUUCGAUUCAUUCUUCUUAUUGCUAUGUGCAUAGCUAUUUAUACCAUGUAA
Messenger RNA from Gilbertella persicaria, 4125 nucleotides. RefSeq lists its product as uncharacterized. The transcript is spliced from 12 exons. Bases 1 to 4125 code for a protein of 1374 amino acids. The record is from RefSeq and is a predicted model, not a curated record. Lineage: Eukaryota; Fungi; Mucoromycota; Mucoromycetes; Mucorales; Choanephoraceae. Gene Ontology annotation, molecular function: nucleotide binding.